Messenger RNA from Eptesicus fuscus (big brown bat), 1077 nucleotides. It is a transcript of the gene ARL9, whose product is annotated as ADP ribosylation factor like GTPase 9. Lineage: Eukaryota; Metazoa; Chordata; Mammalia; Chiroptera; Vespertilionidae. Gene Ontology annotation, molecular function: GTP binding; GTPase activity. Bases 183 to 959 code for a protein of 258 amino acids. The record is from RefSeq and is a predicted model, not a curated record. The transcript has 4 exons.
UGGCAGCCCGCACGCCGCAGUGAGUGCGGGUGCGGUCUACGCCACGUGGAUCUACGUGCGUCUACGACUCUGCCUGCGCCCCCCUCCCGUCCCCGCCCCCACAAGGGCCACACCUGCCGAGACUCAGAACCGCUGCUCCGGCGUGCGGGCGCGCAGGAGGGAAGGAAACGGGGACGGUGACGAUGGAGAGGGGGAAGGUGAAGAAGAAAGAGAAGGGCAAGGAGCCGGAGAAAGGAAAGGAGGAAAAAGAGAAAAGGAAGGAGGCGGAGAAGGAGAAAACUAAGGAUAAAGAAAAGGAGAAGGGAAAAGGGAAGGAGGAGAAAAGUAGAAGUAAAGAGGAGGACAAGAAAAAAGAGAGGGAGGUAGAGAAGGAGAAGGAACAAUGUAAGGGAAAAGAGGACGACCACAGAGUCUUGGGAAAGCCCCUGCUGGAGCCGCCGGAGAAAAAUAAUCAUAUCCUAGUGUUGGGCCUCGAUGGAGCAGGAAAGACCAGUGUUCUCUACUCUCUAGCUUUAAACAGAGUCCAGCACAGCGAGGCACCCACCCAAGGUUUCCAUGAAGUGUGCAUCAGCACUGAACACAGCCAGAUGGAGUUCCUGGAGAUUGGUGGUAGUGAACCUUUCCGUUCCUAUUGGGAAAUGUACGUGUCCAGGGGAAUGCUGCUGAUCUUUGUGGUGGACUCAGCAGAUCACAACAGGUUACCUGAAGCCAAGAAAUACCUUCAUCGGCUAAUUAAAAUAAACCCUAUCAUCCCUCUGGUUGUGUUUGCAAACAAACAGGAUCUUAAAACAGCCUAUCACAUUACAGACAUCCAUGAAGCUUUGGCGUUAUCUGACGUGGGAAAUGACAGGACGAUGUUCUUGUUUGGGACCCAAGUGACUGAGAAUGGCUCAGAGAUACCGUCCACCAUGCAAGAUGCCAAAGACCUGAUUGCACACCUGGCUGCACAUCUGCAGUGACUAGGCGAGGCCCACAGUGGCUCACGCCCUAGAAGUCACCAGGGAGUGUUGCAUGGCAGGCUUGAAGCCAAAGGUUUCCACUUUUAAAUAAAAAAUAAGCCAUUUCCUAUUUUCUCAA